Messenger RNA from Aethina tumida (small hive beetle), 3372 nucleotides. It is a transcript of the gene Ire1, whose product is annotated as serine/threonine-protein kinase/endoribonuclease IRE1. The coding region runs from base 55 to 3195 and encodes 1046 amino acids. Gene Ontology annotation, cellular component: IRE1-TRAF2-ASK1 complex. Gene Ontology annotation, molecular function: RNA endonuclease activity; protein serine/threonine kinase activity; ATP binding. NCBI's taxonomy places the organism in Eukaryota, Metazoa, Arthropoda, Insecta, Coleoptera, Nitidulidae. The transcript has 9 exons. The record is from RefSeq and is a predicted model, not a curated record. Gene Ontology annotation, biological process: IRE1-mediated unfolded protein response; mRNA processing; intrinsic apoptotic signaling pathway in response to endoplasmic reticulum stress.
AUGAAAUCAAUUAUACUCAAGAAUAAAUGAGUGCAACAAAACUAUCAGUUAAAAAUGCGUAUCCGCAAGUUUUGGUGUAUAAUUUUAUUAGUGUUGUUGUGCUGCAAUAGUGUUUUAAAUAAUGAAAUUAGACGAACACAGAGGAAAUCUGCCUCAGAACUCGAAGUUGCGAAAGACUCAGACAACAGACUUUUGCUGUUUGCCACUCUUGAAGGCAAUUUAGUUGCCAUUGACAAAACCAGUGGAGAAAUUAAAUGGAAAAUUAAAGACAAGCCAAUAGUGCAAGUGCCCACAAACAUUCAGGAUGCUAUCAUUCCUAUGUUUCUGCCUGAUCCCAGAGAUGGAUCUUUGUAUCUUGUGGGUGACAGCAGGGAACCACUCAAAAAAUUGCCAUUUUCAAUCCCAACUUUGGUGGCCUCUUCACCAUGCCGAAGUUCAGAUGGAAUUUUAUACACAGGUAAGAAGAAAGAUACAUGGUACAAAUUGGAUCCGAAAAACGGUAACAAAGAGCCUGUAAUUGGUUGGGACACCCCAAAUCCUACUUGCCCUGUUACAACAAGCAAAUUCAUCUAUAUUGGUAGGACAAAAUACACUAUAGCAAUGGUUGACAGCAGAAAUUCUAAAAGAAAGUGGAACGUUACAUAUUAUGAUUACACCGCUGCGCAGAUGGACAAAACCGAAGCAAAUAAUUACAAUUUGGUACAUUUUGCAUCGAGUUCCGGCGGUAGACUCAUAACGAUGGAUCGAAAAACGGGUCACAUUCUCUGGGACGGCGAUCUAGGCAGUCCUGUUGUUGCCUCGUACGUUUUAGACCCUGAGGGUUUGAUUUCAGUUCCGUUUACCAGUUUAGCUAAUCACACUAUAACCUAUUUAGGCAAUGAACUGCUAACCAGCGAAGGAAGGCAAAGUAAAACGCAACAUAUGAAACUAUACCCAACAUUGUAUGUUGGAAGCCAUAUGUACGGUUUAUAUGCAAUACCGUCAUUGGUCGAUUCGAACGUGGUCACAAUUACUGCGACGGGACCGGACGGACCACUUUUAUUGGGUGGCCCCCACGCACCUGAAGAACCGCAACCUUAUCCCGAUUAUGUGAUACCAGGCAGAAACUAUAAAAUAACAAGAGACUUGUACGACGAGAACUUUCAAAGUUUAACGAUCACAAGCAAUUUCAAAAACCAUAUUAUCGUAUACACCGGUCACUAUAACCGUCCGGAGUUCAGCAGUAAAAAAUUCAUGAUACCUGGCCGUUACGACGCUCCCAAUUUAAUAACGGACGCGAGUGUUGAAGGCUUUAUUGGUCCUAAGAACAGGCCGGUCAGUAAACAAACGCAAACUGACAAGGUGUACGAAACACAGAGCGUCAAGCCUCAAAAAGCCAACUUCUUUAGGUCGGUAAAUCAAACGUACGCUGAUGUGAAACACUGGGUCAACCAACAGGAUAACAAGGGAUUGAAACUCACGCUUAUAAUAUUAUCGGGUUGCGUGGUCGCCAUGUUCUGGUAUCUACAGAUGCAGGUUCGCGUCAUCCAGAACCAGUCGCAAAACGGGUCCCGAAGCAGUCAACUGCCUGGAUCGGUCGGAAAGAAUGGACAGAUUACGGCUGUGGCUGAGGAACUGCCUGAUGGUCACGUGAAGGUCGGCAAGAUCACUUUCAAUCCCGAACAACUGUUGGGCAAAGGAUGUGAAGGAACUUUUGUUUACAGGGGUGAGUUUGAUAGUCGCAGAGUAGCGGUGAAAAGGCUGCUGCCGGAAUGUUUCACGUUCGCGGAUCGAGAAGUGGCACUUCUGCGCGAAAGCGACGCCCAUCCCAAUGUGAUUCGUUACUAUUGCAUGGAACAGGACAGGAUGUUUCGAUAUAUCGCUUUGGAACUGUGCCAAGCGACUUUGUCUGAGUAUGUCCAAGGUUUAUGCGACACCUCUCUGAUUGAGCCACUCGACAUUCUUCAACAAGCAACGUCGGGACUGGCGCACCUUCACUCACUGGAUAUUGUGCACAGAGAUAUUAAACCGCACAACGUGUUAUUAUCUGUGCCAAACAGUCGCGGUGAAAUGAAAGCCAUGAUUUCAGACUUUGGUCUGUGCAAGAAGCUGCAAGUAGGAAGAGUUUCAUUCUCAAGGCGAUCCGGUGUGACCGGAACCGAUGGCUGGAUCGCGCCUGAAAUGUUAUUGGGCAACGAACGAACGACAUGCGCCGUAGAUAUGUUUUCCUUAGGCUGCCUCUUUUAUUACGUACUGUCGAAGGGGGGUCAUCCUUUCGGUGACGCUCUGCGUCGCCAGGCGAACAUACUUUCCGGUGAUUGUAACUUAGACGACCUGAAAGGUCCACAAUAUCUACAACAAGUACAAAUUCCACUCAUAUCAGCCCUGAUCAGUUCUAAACCAGAAACGCGACCUGGCUGCAAGGCAGUUCUGGCCCAUCCUAUGUUCUGGAAGCGUUCGAAAAUUUUGGCGUUCUUUCAGGAUGUCAGUGACAGAGUCGAAAAGUCGGAGGCCGACGAUCAGGUACUUUUGGAGUUGGAACGGAACGGCGAACCGGUCGUACGUGGCGAUUGGAGAGCUCACAUCCACGAAGAAGUUGCCAAAGAUCUCAGGAAGUAUCGGACGUACCGAGGCGAAUCCGUGAGAGAUUUACUUAGAGCGCUCAGAAAUAAGAAACAUCACUUCAGAGAGUUAACCAAAGAAGCUCAAGAAACUCUGGGUGAAAUUCCAGACGGCUUCGUUCAAUAUUGGACGAGCAGGUUUCCGUUGUUGUUGGUGCACGCCUGGAUCUCGAUGCAGAUGUGUUCGCACGAAAAGACGUUCCUCAAUUACUAUCACCAAAGUCAUACCUACAGUUUGGACGAUUAUAAACGGCAAAUUUAUAGGUUCGCCGAAAAUUAUCCGACUGUAAUUCCUCAAGACAAAGACCUUAGCCAUUUCGAUAAGAAAAAAGAAACUGAAACCGAAGUUGUACAAAGAAGAAAUCCUGGUAAAUACCAAAGGAUAUCAUUCGCGGAUCAAAAUUUGAAUUGGAGAGCUGAAUCGAGACGUAACUCUGUUUACAAAACUGUGGAUCUAGACGAUAUUAAUUUCACUUUAGACGGUUACAAGCCUCAGAAUAAGAAGAACGACACGUUAAACUUUCGUAGAGGUGCAAAAAAAAAGAAAAAAAGUGAUGAACCAUUAACAUGGGCGACGAGAGAUAUCAAAGAGUAACGUGUGGAUCAAUUUCACGAGACUUUCAAGUAUUAAGCUGUGAUAAUUGUUAUUAAGUUUUGUUAAAUAAAUUGUGAAUUUUAUUUUAAGCUUCAAAGAUUUAUUAUUGGAUGACUUUUGUGUUGUUUUUGGGUGUACGAAAUGUGUAAAUAUGUUUUUAAUAUAUAUUUAAUAAUU